AUGAGUCGGACUUCCUAUAGUUGGUUGUAAGGGCACCGUGGACUGGAGCGGAAGCUCAGAGUGUUGUCCUUCCUUCUGCCCGACUCUCAGGAUGAGGAUCGGUCGCAGUUUGUCUGUAUGUCUCUGAUCAUAUCGCACCAGCAGCUCCUCUCCCACCUCCCGAAUGCAGAUUAACAGGCAUGCCAAAGGAAAAAUAUGAUCCUCCAGACCCACGCAGAUUAUAUACCAUCAUGUCAGCCGAGGAAGCGGCCAGUGGGAAGAAGUCACACUGGACCGAGUUGGAGAUUUCUGGGCGGGUCAGAAGUCUGAGCAGUUCACUAUGGACGCUGACCCAUCUGACUGCUCUCCAUAUCAACAACAACAACCUGAGCCGGAUUCCACCUGAAAUCGCAAAACUACCCCAUCUUGUCUACCUAAACCUGUCCUCCAACAAACUACGCAGCCUGCCAGCAGAACUCGGCAACAUGGUGACUCUCAGGGAAUUGCUUUUGAACAACAAUUGUUUACGAGUUUUGCCUUAUGAACUUGGCCGGCUGUUCCAGUUGCAAACCCUUGGCCUCAAAGGUAAUCCAUUGUCCCAAGAUAUACUCAACCUGUAUCAGGAGCCUGAUGGAACAAGGAAGUUGUUGAAUUACAUGCUUGACAAUCUUGCAGUCCACCCAGAACAACUCCCCCAAAGACCUUGGAUCACUUUGAGGGAGCGAGACCAAAUGAUGCCCACAGCUGUGUUCACAGUAAUGUGCUACAACGUACUGUGUGACAAGUAUGCAACAAGACAGUUGUACGGCUACUGUCCCUCAUGGGCCCUUAACUGGGAGUACAGGAAGAAGGGCAUCAUGGAGGAGAUCACUAACUGUGAUGCUGACAUCAUCAGCCUGCAGGAGGUGGAAACAGAGCAGUACUACGCUUUCUUUCUGGAAACACUGAAAGAGCGGGGAUAUGAUGGCUUUUUCUGUCCAAAGUCUCGUGCCAAACUUGUGUCAGAACAGGAGCGGAAACAUGUGGAUGGCUGUGCUGUAUUCUUUAAGACUGAGAAAUUUGCUCUGGUGCAGAAACACACAGUGGAGUUCAAUCAGGUUGCCAUGGCAAACUCAGAAGGCUCGGAGGUUAUGCUGAACAGAGUCAUGACCAAAGAUAACAUCGGAGUAGCUGUCCUGUUGGAGGUGAAGAAAGACUUGUUUGCUAGUGGUUUAAAGCAGCCAUCAGAGAAACAGCUCCUGCUGGUAGCUAAUGCCCACAUGCACUGGGAUCCAGAGUACUCCGAUGUGAAGCUCAUUCAGACCAUGAUGUUCCUGUCUGAGUUGAAGAGCAUUGCUGAGAGGGCAUCGGGACCCAUGAGCUCUGCAUCGCCCACGUCAGACACCAGCGCCAUCCCUAUCGUCCUCUGUGCUGACCUCAACUCCCUCCCAGACUCCGGUGUGGUGGAGUAUCUGAGUAAUGGUGGAGUUGCAGAAAAUCACAAAGACUUUAAGGAACUGCGUUACAGCGAUUGUCUAACCAACUUCAGUUGCAACGGCAAAAACGGCAAGCCCGAUGGCAGCAUCACACACAGUUUCCAGCUGAAGAGUGCCUACGAGGGGAAUAUCAUGCCCUACACCAACUACACUUAUGACUUCAAGGGUGUGAUUGACUACAUCUUCUUCUCUAAGACGCACAUGCGUGUUCUGGGCGUUCUGGGUCCACUGGAGACUCAGUGGCUGAAGGACAACAACAUAACCGGCUGCCCCCACCCGCACAUCCCCUCCGAUCACUUUUCCCUCCUUGCUCAGCUGGAGUACCACCAACCUUUACCCCCCCUCAACGGGCUGCAUCUGCCUGUCCACAGCAGUACUGCCUGUGAAAGCAAGACGCUUACAGAGUGAGCCAGCACCAGCAUCCAUCCCUGCAUCCACUCAUCCAUUCGUCUGUCCAUCUCUUCUCUUCACCAGAGAGACAUGAUGACUACUUAAAGGGCCGUGAUGUAUAUAAUGUUGUUGUUAUUGUUAAAACACGCCAAUUUACAAUCAACAUUAUUUCCCUGGUUUAGUGUUAGCGGUAGUUUUUUUUUGAUUGUUUUUUUUUUUUAUGGACACAUGUAUAUGUUCUCCCACUGAACAAGCUGAACAUAUUUACAGCUAUUUUAAUCCAGUUUGAUGAACAUGCAGUAUUUUUAGUAAUAAAAGCAUGUGGAAAAUAGCAGUAGUCGUUCAUUGAAUGUGGAUUAUGGCAGUAGAGUUUGAAGUCAGUUUUGAUGAGAAAUUCAAAUUAAAGAAGGACUUGCAUGAUUGUAAGAUGAUGUAAAGCAUUGUUUGCUAAGAA
This is a messenger RNA of Labeo rohita (rohu), 2298 nucleotides long. It is a transcript of the gene cnot6l, whose product is annotated as CCR4-NOT transcription complex, subunit 6-like. Bases 180 to 1862 code for a protein of 560 amino acids. Gene Ontology annotation, cellular component: nucleus; cytoplasm; CCR4-NOT complex. The transcript is spliced from 13 exons. Gene Ontology annotation, biological process: nuclear-transcribed mRNA poly(A) tail shortening. The record is from RefSeq and is a predicted model, not a curated record. Gene Ontology annotation, molecular function: protein binding; poly(A)-specific ribonuclease activity. Lineage: Eukaryota; Metazoa; Chordata; Actinopteri; Cypriniformes; Cyprinidae.